CCAAAAUGGAACUUUCAUGUCCCCAUGGUAACAGAGGAGAUGUUGUAUGACAGUCAGUGGAAGGCCAUGAAGUCAUAUAUAUCUGAUGUUGGCAGCCUGGAUAUCAACUUCAGUGUCUUCAUAUAUGGUAGGAAGCCUCAGAGUUUGAUUGGUGGAAAAGGUAGCCAUGUUGUAUCCAAAUGGCAGGGUGGUGACGGUCAUCCCUUCAUCGCAUGCCACGCUACUGGAAUCUCACAGGAAAUUCAUUGACUCGCUACCUCAUGAAAACAGUCUUGUUUUCUGCCAAGAUUUAUCGCCUGUCCUUGUCAAUGAAAUGUACACAAAACCGGAAAUGUUCAAAUUCCAGGUGCUGGGACUGGAUGUAUUCCAUCAGAUGUUAUCACUGGGUGAUACAUACCUAUAUUACCUGGGUCAGAUUCUCACAAUGGCAGAGACAACAUUCCUGGAGAUUCCUCAUUUUGACCAGCUCACCUUUGCCCAAGUUAUCCUCGGAGGCAACACAUCAGCAGUUCCAGCCCAGGGGCUGAUAGUGGAUGCACUUGCCCUUGUGGGGGCCGAGGCAGAAAGCCUACAGACCCUGAGAGUUGUUGUGCAGGAGGAGAUCCACAGUCUCAUCAUCAGGAUCAAACUCAGGUCCAUGCAGAGGAAGGUGCAGAUUGGCUGUGAUAAGACUCCUGGUACCCUCACCCUGCUCCCAGAUGGCGCUGUGUCUCUCCAGAUGGAAACUGUUGAUACUUUCUACACAGUCUCACGUAACAAAGUGUCUGUCGGUUUGGACCUACUUCUAAAACUUGAACCUCAACCUCAGGAAAGGGCCAUGCUGUUCCAAAAGUACUUGGAGCUCCCCAUCUACCCAGACAUGUGCCCCGCCCACUUGGUGUGGGGUGGUCAUCAGCUGAUGUACCAGCCUGUCACGGAGGAUGUGAAACCAGCGCUGCUCCACACACAAGGGGGAACCCGGGAGUCCGACAUGACACAGGGAACAACAGCCUUGCUGGUCCAGGAGAUGGAAAGAGAGUCCUUCUCCUUCCUAGAUUACAACAGCAUAGACAAUAUUGGAGUUCAGCUGGCACUACAGUACCCCAACAGCACGUUCGUGAGCCUGGUGUCAGCUUCCGAUACUGCCGACACCAUCCUCCAGGGCCUGCAGGAGAGGAACAUCACCAACCUGGUGCUAAAUGUCAUGCCCCUGGACUCCACUCUGGUGACAAAACUCAUGAAGUGUCCGGACUUCCUCCGAUACCAGUAUCUAGGUUAUGAUGAGAUUCUUGGGCUGAUGAAGAGGGUGAUACGGCCCAACUUUGAUCUCCUGAUUGGACAGGUGAUAGCUACAGGUGUGACGUCCUUCAUACAGGUGCCAUCUGGCAAGAUUCUGUCCCUGGCAACAGCAACUUUUUACCCAGAGGAAUUCCUGCAGCAAGAUCAGCAGCAGAUCAGCCAAUCUCAACUGUUUCAAGCAGACAGACAUCCAGUAACACAGUUCCGCAACGUUGAGAACCAGUUUCUGUUCCAGAGUGCCAAGGCUGAUGUUGAUAUCGAGGUAGCUGCCAACGUCCUCUCACCUCAGGCUCUUUCUGAUGGAGCUCAGUUGCCAUGGAAACUGGUUAGAGUUGACAUCAAGCGACUGAAGUUGGAGGUGGAUCACCACUUUGACUACAACCUGGAUGGCCACUCCAGGAAGUACACACUACACUGUAUCGGCCACAACAGCUCCAGCUACACUGUCUACCUCGUCCGCAAUACUGAUGGCUUCAAAAUACCAUAUGGCACUGUCAAUGCUGUGUCUCUCAUUGCACUGUUGAGGAUGGGUCUUGUCUCUCCCAUCAAGGAGAGGUUUUACUCCGAGUUUCUCCAGCUGCCACUAUUUGAAGACAUGGCACCAUGGAAUAUCGUGUUUAGGGCAGGGAGGCUGGAAUACAUUGACUAUGACAGCUGCGAUCUCACAUUCAACAAGAUGUCCUCAGCAGCGUACCAGGUGAUGGCAAUGUUGAUGAACUUCAAGAGGACAGUGGAUGACUUUGGACAUUGCAAGUCAGAUGCAAAGACCCCCUAUGGCUUUAACCUCGUCUCCAGGUGUGUUGGGAGUGACUUCAAGGGACCUUGCACUGAUACCAAGUACCCAGUGCCGUGUGGCGACCAUACCUGUAGGGCAACUUUCAUAGACUGUCUGCUGGCCCUCCAAGCCCUGGAGCAGAGCAGCACAGGUGACCUUGUGUAA
Molecule: messenger RNA, 2218 nt
Organism: Haliotis rubra (blacklip abalone)
Lineage: Eukaryota; Metazoa; Mollusca; Gastropoda; Lepetellida; Haliotidae
Exons: 19
Coding region: 167-2218 (683 amino acids)
Source: RefSeq, a predicted model, not a curated record